This is a messenger RNA of Peronospora matthiolae, 390 nucleotides long. NCBI's taxonomy places the organism in Eukaryota, Oomycota, Peronosporomycetes, Peronosporales, Peronosporaceae. The record is from the annotation of a GenBank genome assembly.
AUGGUAGUUGCAAUCACGAAGUACUUUGACUGGACACUGGACCUACUGGACGUGGUGACAGCUUUGCUAUGCGGAGAGAUGAAGGAAAAGGUAUUCUGCGCGAUCCCAGAAGGGGUCGAAGUUGAUGAAGACUUUGACUGCUUCGAAUUGUUGAAGGCGAUCUACGGACUAAAACAAGCAUCGCGCGCAAGGAAUGAGACUUUCCAUGAGUUCGUCUGCUCCAUUGGAUUUCAAGUAUCCGAUUUUGACCCGUGUCUUUAUCUCAAGAUUACAAGUGGCGAGUGCGUGCUUUUGCUGGUAUACGUCGAUGAUGUGUUGGUGACUGGCAGCUCGACCGAACUGAUUAUGCGUACCAAGAGUGACUUGAAGGCGCGUUUCGGAAAUGACUGA